Cyphellophora attinorum is the source of this 1827-nucleotide messenger RNA. RefSeq lists its product as uncharacterized. The record is from RefSeq and is a predicted model, not a curated record. The coding region runs from base 1 to 1827 and encodes 608 amino acids. The transcript has 5 exons. Lineage: Eukaryota; Fungi; Ascomycota; Eurotiomycetes; Chaetothyriales; Cyphellophoraceae.
AUGGCGACGACCUACGCUCCGGCGUUAGGCACGUCCAGCAUGCGCAGCACUGCGCGAACAACUCGCACGAAUCCCACACGUACCUCCAAGACGAAUGGAUCAAGUCUGCGACAGUACUCUCUCAAUUCCCUGCAGCCACCAACUGCGCAGGAUGGACCAGAACCGCAUGGCUUUUACCCUGCAAUUCAGUACUUUACCGAUGCCAUUGCCGCCCUGCCUCGCGAAGUCCGACGACACGUAUCGUUGCUGAAAGAGGUGGACGCAAAAGCGUGGCAGCCAGAAGAACAUUUGCAGAUUCUCCUCACGCAAUGCAACGCUAUUCAGCCCACGCUACCGUUGCCGCAGACGUUCGCCUACAGCGCUGCACCAUCGACGACUAAUCUAGUUGAAGAUCCUACACAGAUCAGUGCCACCAACAGCAUCGCAGGCGCAGUCGCCGAUGGCGCGUCACAAGUGUCUACCGCCAGCCACGUCUCCCUACAGCGCAGACAGGUCUUUGCAGCACUACGCCAGAAUCUGACCCACAACAUGCAAACUAUGGACGAGAAAAAUCAUGUCAUCAACAACGCCAACGAAGAGCUCACCCACCACAUCCGCCGACUCAAUACCGGCACUGCAACGGGUACCUCCCGUCGAGACAACAAUUUGGCCAUCAUGCACGAAAACGAGGUUGCUCAAAGGAGCGAGAGCCGUAGGGAGGCUGUAGCGGCAAAGACAAAGCAGAGACUUGAUCGCUUGGCGCAGAUGGAUGGUGGGAGCGUGGAUCCGAAGAACAGCAAGAAGAGGAACCUCGUAAGAGAGGAUACUAGAGCCAACGACAGCGCGUCAGAAAUUGCUGGGUUGGGUAUCGCAGUUGGCAAAGGCAAGAAGGGCGCACGAGCCGGCGCAGUUGCCAUGGAAAAAUCGCUGAGCGUUGCUGUGGGUGCGAGAGCCAUGUCUAGAGAGCCCUCGCAGCAGGAUGGCACCAAGAAGAGGAAGGCGCCUGCGGGAGCUGGAGCAGUUGCGAGGAAAAGAGUCAAUGCAGCAGCUGACUCGCCCAGACUUGCCUCCUCUCCUCUAGCAUCCACGUUCCCAAAAGACGCCUACAAACGGAGCCCGGCGCUCGCAGCGGCCAAGCCAGUAUCUGCACGAGCUCGACAGAAUUCUACGCAGACCGAACCGCAUGCUCGAUCAAAGAAUGCAGCACCUGGGAAACUCACUGCAAACAACAAUGCGGCCGCUUCAAGCUCCAAAGGCACGGCAGCCGGCAAAGUCACCACGGAAAAGGCAGCGGCAGACAGGAAGUUGGAGGUGGCCACAGCAAUGGCGAAGGAUUUCCUGGCCGACAGAGCAAGAAGAGAUUCCGACACCGCAGGCAAACCGUACCCUACGCUUGCUUCCAAGGCACGAGACGCGGACAACGCAUCGACCAAAGGCGGCAGCUCACCACGUCUUUCCACCGCAGGGCUGGAUCGCACCGAGGCACUCGUCAGCACCAGUGCGAAUGGCAACACGGCAGCUGCAAAAGCAAAACGACCUGCGCGGCCACGACCCAAGUAUGACGGCCUGCACGACUCACUGUCGCCGAAAGGCCUGCCGCCCAAGAGACUGCACAAGAAAAGCGGCAGUAUCGUGACACUAGGCGGCUCUCAGGGUAACGGCGCACCGCAGCGACUCAAGGAGGAGAGCUCGAUGGAUGGUCGUCUGCAGCGAAGCAAUAGCGGCAGGUCCGUGAACAGCAGAAGCGGCAUUGCGACGCCUAUCGAUGCGGAGAUGUCGGACGAUGAAGAUCCUGCUGAAUUGGGUGGGGACACAAAAGUCGUCGCAGCAGUCCAGAUCACGAAAUGA